CUCGCUUAUAAAUAUUUAUGCUCUGCGCAGGGCACAGAAAACCCUCUCUUGCUCUCUAGCGUACUUGCUGCUCUCUCUACUUCUUCUCUUUGUGGUUCGUUCCGGGAGAAACUCAGAAUCAAGUUGGUCUACCAGGAUUUGCUUACCGGUGAUGAGCUUCUCUCGGAUUUUCAAUGAGAACUACGUGUGUGGAUGCGGAAUAUGAUCUACGGUGGAGAAUUGAUGCUGAAAUCGAGUGGCACGCAGAGUAUAAAAUUUGUGGACUCUCCAUUCUCUAGUCGCUAGCACUCUGUUCCAUAGCUUUGGGACUUAAACUCGCCGUAUUAUCAGUUUCGCAGCUUAUAAUUCCUAGAUAAACAUUGCUAAUACUUAGAUGGAGGGAUUGAGCGUGUCAGGUACCAAUUUGGUAGUUUAUGUUCAUCCUUCCCAGAGCAAGAAUGUUUCUCGAGCAAUACUCAGUGAGCUCAGCUCCUUGCUUUUCAAGUUCAAUGAAACUUUUGAAGGUGUUGUAUUAGCUUAUGAUUGGAGCGCUCCAGAUAAACAUGCAAGAAUUCUCUCUGGAGUUCACCCCUACUUUGGUGUGAGACUAAAAGCAAAUCUAUUGCUUUUCUCUCCAAAGCCAGAUAUGCUUUUAGAGGGAAAGGUUGUGAAACUUACACUAGAAUACAUUCAUUGUAUUGUUCUUGGGUUUUCUUCUGGAGUUAUAACAGAUGAAGACAUUCGUGAUGAAUUUAGAUAUAAACGUAAACAUGGUGAAGGCUUAUAUGUUAGCAAAGUUCAGAAACGACAUGUGAUAAAGGUUGGAACUGUGAUACGCUUUGUUGUCAAGAGUUUUGAUGUGGAAAUACUGCAUGUUUCUGGAUCGUUGAUUCCAACUCACACUGGAAGUAUUAGUUGGUUGGAUGGGGAUGUUAAAAAUGCUAUAACUGACAGUAAUAAAAAGAAGAGGACACAACCUGAUGGAGAAAUUGAAGUGCAAGACCGUGGUAAUGCAAGCAGGGACAAGUAUUCCUUGAACAAUGACCAUGAAACUAAAAAGUCAAAGAAGCAUAGAAAUGCAUAACAUCAUUGAAGGCUGUUGCUGAUUCCUGACUCUUUUCUAUACUCAUUGUUCCUGUUAAUUUCAACUCUUUUGUUUUAUACCAGUUAUAUACAUUAUAUAACUUGUAAUUUGCUGGUCUACUUUGAGCAUGAAAUUCUGAUGUCAACCCUAUCAAAUUCACAAUAACUAUCCUGCUUUUACUAUGUAUGUACAGGCAGUUAAGCUUAUUCAAUGUAAGCAUGCUCAGUGUAACCCUGUGGAAUAGUUACAGCUUAAUGCGUUUUGUCUUAAGAUUGCAACUCAA
Messenger RNA from Jatropha curcas, 1346 nucleotides. RefSeq names its product DNA-directed RNA polymerase. Gene Ontology annotation, biological process: transcription elongation by RNA polymerase I; DNA-templated transcription initiation. The record is from RefSeq and is a predicted model, not a curated record. Gene Ontology annotation, cellular component: RNA polymerase I complex. Lineage: Eukaryota; Viridiplantae; Streptophyta; Magnoliopsida; Malpighiales; Euphorbiaceae.